Molecule: messenger RNA, 1034 nt
Organism: Exaiptasia diaphana
Lineage: Eukaryota; Metazoa; Cnidaria; Anthozoa; Actiniaria; Aiptasiidae
Exons: 4
Coding region: 20-754 (244 amino acids)
Source: RefSeq, a predicted model, not a curated record
GAUAGCCACUACAUGUUUCAUGGAGAUCACUAACAAAGGACCAAUUACAUUUGCACGCGGGGGUUCAAGACUCGUGAACCACUUGGCAAGACGAGGACCUAAAGACGUUGUGCUUGCUGCUCUAACCAGACCGCUUUCGAGUCCGUUGUGGGUCACUCUAAACAUGUUCUUGAGUUGCAGACAUGGCCUGGUUGCCUUUCUUGUGAUGGUGUAUCAUGGGGCAGUUGUAAUUGAAGCAAGCAUAAAAUGCUUCUGCAAUACUAAUGCCUGUGCACAAAGGAACUCAUCGACAUGCAUUGCCAGUUAUGCAUGUUACGCAGAGAUGUCCAAUGAGACUGCAGCAUAUGGUUGUAUACACAAAGUACAUCAUAAAAGUCUCUGUGAGAGACGAGAGAGGUCAAAAGUGUUCAAAUCUAAACCUUAUCUUCUAGCAUGCUGUUAUAGACGGUUAUGUAAUAAACUCCACUAUAGAGGUAAACRCUGGAAAUUUCUUCACACAAGAAAAUCAUUUCGACAGAAGAACCAACAAAGAACAAGAAAUGACGAUAUAWUACCCAAAUCCCUUGAACCAUUGGGACAAAUGUCUGCAAAAGUCCUGUCAAUCAUCGCUGCUGGAGGCCUAUUUACAUUAAUAUUAAUCAUCGCAUGCGCAGUAUACAUUUUGUGCUACGAUGAAAGGACUAAAAUUAUCCAUAGUGCUUUGCAGGAGACUCACRUUAGUAAGGCUUUGAUUACUCACUCAAGUGCUGUGUAGUCGCAGAAAUUGCUAUAGUAACCUCGUCGUCAUAGUUGCCAUGGAAAUUUAGCUACCAGGUCGUCAAAUCUCACAACUUACAUUCUUUAAAAGGCCUACGAUCGUUUGGGCUUUGUUAUACAAAGUGAUGUCUUGUUGAAAGUUGCUUUCUUAUUGGUUCAAAAAGCAAAGAUGGCGAAUUUUUUUCGUAUGUGAGAAAAUAGGGCAAAGGUUCUUAGGUGUACUUGGACUAUUAGAAACGUACAACAGAAUUCAUUUACACAUUAAAUAUAAAAAAUAC